AUACACGUUUCAACAACAGCUGAGGGAUCUCGUUUGAAUUAAAAACGAGUUUUUUCUUCCCGCAAAAUUAAAAUAUUACGCUCAUAAAUGAAAGAGUUCCUUGUUAACAGUGUUGCGCAUGCGUGAGUAACGUCAAUGUUGAAAAACACGCGUGACGAGUGUAGUGAUAUUUUUCGAUAAAUAUAUUAUAAAAAUGUUGUUAUAAAUUGAAUGUGACCUUGAAAAUACAAAAAUGGGCAAGGAUUCUGGUUUGGACGCUAUUUUGGCGGAGCUAAAACCGUUUGGAAAAUAUAACAUAGUGAAUUAUGCUUUGCUAUUAUUCCCUAUAUAUUUGGCGGGAAUGUAUGGUUCGGUAUUUGUGUUUGAAGCUCCGGAUAUAAAUUACAGGUGUAACAUCCCGCAGUGUGAAGGCCUUAAUGACAGCGACUGGUUAGAAUACGCAAUACCACAAGAAAAGAAUGGACUUUCGAAAUGUGAGAUGUAUCAAGAGGCAACAAACAGCAGUAAUACUUGCAAGAUCGAUGACUUCAACAGAUCUGUUGUCGUGAAGUGCCAUGAAUAUGUUUACAGCGAAGAAUAUUCAGUGGUCAAAGACUUCAACCUUGGCUGUCAAAAUUGGAAAAGAACCCUAAUAGGGACAGUUCACAAUGCCGGCCUAUUUGUAUCACUGCCUCUAACAGGAAUUAUAUCAGACAAGUAUGGUAGAAAACUUGCCUUGUCUAUAGCUUCUCUCAUGAAUGGUUUAUUUGGAUUUAUAAGAUCAUUCUCAACUGGCUAUGUAAUGAUGCUUGUAUUCGAAUUCCUAGAAGCUGGCUUAGGUGCUGGAGCAUACAGCACUGCAUUUGUAAUUGCUAUGGAAUUAGUUGGACCGAAAGGCCGAGUAUUUGGUAAUACUUUAAUAAACGGUGUUUACGUCAUGGGUUUAAUGUCCCUAGCCUCUUUCUCCUGGUGGUUACAAAGCUGGAGAUUUCUCUUAAGACUUAUCUAUAUUCCUGCAAUUUUUGUCGUCUCGUAUUAUUGGAUUCUAAAUGAAAGUAUUCGAUGGCUGCUCAGUAAAGGACGUUAUCAAGAAGCCGCCGCAAUUAUUCAGAAAGCAGCGAAAAUUAAUAAAGUAAAAUUAUCAGAAGAAGUUUUAUCCCCAUUGUAUGAACUGGAGAAGUUAAAUGUACCAGAAAAUAAAGAAAACCGAGCGAAUGACGUUAGUGUAGAAAAGGAACCCUCGAAUUUUAUGAAAGUGAUCAAAUCUAGUAUAAUUAGAAAAAGAGUAGCUAUUUGUUCGUUUUUAUGGAUAACGUGUACUUUUGUGUAUUAUGGACUAUCUAUAAACUCAGUCUCUUUAGCUGGUAACAAGUAUGUGAACUUUAUGCUAGUGGCGUUUGUGGAAAUUCCAGCGAAUAUUGUGUGUUUGUUAGUGCUAGAUCGAUUUGGAAGAAAAAGAGUGCUAAUCAUUACAUACGUUUUGAGUGCGUGUUUGUGUAUAAGCUUAUCAUUUCUGCCCAAAGAUCAAAAAUGGUUAUCUCUCGUAUUGUACCUCUCGGGAAAAUUCUCCAUCACCGUUGCCUACAGUUCUGUGUACAUCUACGUGUCUGAAGUUUUCCCUACCAACGUUAGACAGUCGCUGCUGGCAGUUUGCUCAUCUUUAGGAAGAGUUGGAUCAACUUUAGCUCCACUUACGCCUUUACUCACAUUGUACUACGACAAUUUGCCGGCGAUUUUCUUCGGGAGUCUCGCUCUAGUCGCAAGUGUGCUCGUUUUUUCUCUCCCCGAAACGAUCAACGUUCCUCUCCCAGACACCGUAGAAGAGGCUGAGAGAUUAUCUAAAAAGAAAAACAGGACCGGAUCAAUUUAAUUUAUUAAUUCGAAUAAUAAAGUCUGAAAA
Molecule: messenger RNA, 1879 nt
Organism: Vanessa tameamea
Lineage: Eukaryota; Metazoa; Arthropoda; Insecta; Lepidoptera; Nymphalidae
Product: organic cation transporter protein-like
Exons: 6
Coding region: 233-1849 (538 amino acids)
Biological process (GO): transmembrane transport
Cellular component (GO): membrane
Molecular function (GO): transmembrane transporter activity
Source: RefSeq, a predicted model, not a curated record